UCGGAACGCCACCUGCAGAGACAGAUUUACACAUCUACCAGGUCGACUAGUACGGUGGCUAGCGAAACGCGUGAGGCUUCCUUCACUGGGUUUAUUCCUAGCCGUCGUGGGCUCCAUGUUGCUGGACUACAUCAAUCUCGUGCAUCUUUCAACACUUGUUGACUAUGCUAGAGACAAGGGUGUAUCGCACACACAAGCAACGUUGACCAUCGCGUAUGCCGCGGGACCUGAAAUUUUCGGUCGUGUGCUUCUGCCCUUCAUCGCCGACCUUGGCUGGGUGACCAGACCAACGCUGGCCUGCAGUUCGCUGUUCUCCCUGGGAAUUUUGUUCGCCACCACGCCGGAAACGACAGGUGCUGCCCAUAUUGUCCUCCGGGCGCUAUCGUCCGUGGCAAUGGCGGGCCUCCUCACCAUGAAACAGGUUCUCAUAGCCGACAACCUGGGUGCAAAUGCCGUCGCUCUGGUUUCGGGAGCGUCAGGUCUACUUCUAGUGCCGGUGCUCUUGAGCAACCCACUCAUAAUAGGGUAUUUUCGUGACACGACGGGUUCCUACGACAACCUGUUCAGGAUCGCAGCAGGCGUGAUCCUGUGCUCGGGCUUUGUGUUCCUCGGCAUCAUGAUUUCCUCGCGAAGGACCAACGCUACGGCUGAAGAGAAGGGGGACACCGGUUGUGCGGCGUGAGCAUUGAAGCUGUGCUGUGCGACAGCAUACCACUCCGCAAAAUGGUCUGCACUUUGCUUUGUGGUGGACUUACGUGAAGAUUUCAGCGCAACGACCACAUCGCCAGUGACACCUCAUACGAACGAAAGCAACUCAUUGCGCACGACACUGAUAUUUAUCCAGAUGGCGACCGUCAUAUGUAAUAUAGGUACGUUAUAUCACACCGUGGUGCUGGCCAGCCACAGUGUUUAGUAUUACAACCAUUACACCCAUCGUGUUUACGAGCCACAACGGUCUUGCUCCCAUGGAGCACACUUGCACAUAGAAUUUUCAAAUUAUUAUUGCUAGGACGUAAAUAAAUAUUGGCGCCCGGAUAUGGCAUCACUUA
Messenger RNA from Rhipicephalus microplus (southern cattle tick), 1049 nucleotides. RefSeq lists its product as uncharacterized. The record is from RefSeq and is a predicted model, not a curated record. Lineage: Eukaryota; Metazoa; Arthropoda; Arachnida; Ixodida; Ixodidae. Gene Ontology annotation, biological process: transmembrane transport. Gene Ontology annotation, molecular function: monocarboxylic acid transmembrane transporter activity.